Helianthus annuus (common sunflower) is the source of this 1780-nucleotide messenger RNA. RefSeq names its product DNA polymerase delta small subunit. Gene Ontology annotation, molecular function: DNA binding. The record is from RefSeq and is a predicted model, not a curated record. NCBI's taxonomy places the organism in Eukaryota, Viridiplantae, Streptophyta, Magnoliopsida, Asterales, Asteraceae. The transcript is spliced from 15 exons. Gene Ontology annotation, biological process: DNA strand elongation involved in DNA replication; DNA replication. Gene Ontology annotation, cellular component: delta DNA polymerase complex. Bases 200 to 1525 code for a protein of 441 amino acids.
AGCACACACUUUAUUCAGCAUUUAUCUUCUGUUCUUCCCCCCAUUUCCCCCCAUUCCCGCCUCUCUCUCGUCAACCAAACCCUCACACUUUUCUCUCCGCUCGCCGGCACCGUCGUUCUAUUGCAGCGUUGCGGUACUACUUCACAGAUUAUACCAUCUGCAAUUUCCUGUUCGUAGUUAAAAUUAACCUGCAAUAGAUAUGACAGCCAUGGAUGUUGACACCGGGGCGCUUCAAAGAAAACAAUCCCUAUAUAAAUCCAUGGAUGAGAUUUUUGAGAUUCAAAAAGAGAUGUACAAGGGUCAACAGUAUAGCCAGAUUUACUAUAUAAGGUUACAUUUGAUCCGAACUCUCAUUUACUCUCUCCUUCCCAACUGGAAACCUCACUUGCCAGUCUGUACUGUUUUGGGGCUAGAGGAAGGGAAAGAGUGCAUUAUUGUUGGAACACUCUAUAAGCAUAUGAAGCUCAAACCUACAAUUCUUAGCGAGUAUUCAAAGGAGAGGUCUGCAACCCCACUUGUAAGCCCUGAUAAUUUUGUGCACCCAGAUGAUUCUUUGGUUUUAGAAGAUGAGAGUGGAAGAGUAAACCUCAAAGGCAAUGUACUAUCACCUUCUGUAUAUGUAACAGGCAAUGUUGUUGCUUUACAUGGAAAGGAAACUGGCGGAGGUGAUUUUUUUGUUGAAGAUCUUCUUGAAGCUGGUUUACCACCACAGCUGGAUCUACCAAAUAAAUCAGGAGAAGACAAAUACGUUGUCUUAGUAUCUGGAUUAAAUGUUGGCAGCAUCUCUUCUAACCCGCUUCAGCUUCAGCUUCUUGUUGAUCACAUUACUGGACAUCUAGGAGAUAAAAAGGAACAACACUCUGCAGCACAAAUAGUUCAAGUCGUUGUUGCUGGUAAUUCCAUCCAAAUUCAACACGGGCUUCUUAACGGCCAGAAUCUGGCCUCCAAGGACCAAUCUAAAUUAUCUGAACCAAUCAAAGAGCUGGAUAUCUUUUUGACUCAGAUUGCUGCAGGUAUUCCUAUAGAUAUUAUGGCUGGAUAUAAUGACCCUGCAAACUUUGCUCUGCCACAACAGCCUUUGAACAGAUGCCUUUUUCCUGGAUCAUCAGCCUAUAACACAUUUAGGUCCUGCACUAAUCCUCAUCUCUUUGAUGUGGAUAAUGUGAGAUUUCUUGGAACAUCUGGUCAAAAUAUUGACGAUCUUAAUAAGUAUUCAGAAGCAAAAGAUACAUUAGAAUUCAUGGAAAGGACAUUGAGGUGGAGGCACCUAGCCCCAACUGCACCAAACACACUUGGAUGUUAUCCCUUCACUGACAGGGACCCUUUCUUCAUUGAGAGCUGUCCACAUGUUUACUUUGUUGGUAAUCAGGAUAAAUACGCGACUCGAAUAAUAAAAGGAUCAGAGGGUCAGGUGGUGAGACUCAUUUCUGUUCCGAAGUUUAGCGAGACGGGCAUUGCUGUUAUGGUGAACUUGAAAAACCUCGAGUGCAGCACUCUCAAUUUUGCGGUUCAAAUCAGCUCAUAAUUUCAAAUAUCAGGUUUUUGCAUGUUUAGAGCUUUAAUGAUGUGCCAUACAUAUAGGGUUAGCCGUUGGUUUACUAAUGCACGUGACAAGUUAGAAGUUUAGCUGUUGGUUUAAGUGUUCUGUAACUGUGUUUGCCGUAUAAUCACUUGUAUGAGUAUGUUUGAUCAAAUUAUGUUGGAUUUUCGGAUAUCCUGUGUGAAAUUGUUGACUGUUUAGUCUUUCAUUUUGUCUUAAUGAUGUGAAUUUGCUUUGAAA